Sphaeramia orbicularis (orbiculate cardinalfish) is the source of this 2155-nucleotide messenger RNA. It is a transcript of the gene c1galt1la, whose product is annotated as core 1 synthase, glycoprotein-N-acetylgalactosamine 3-beta-galactosyltransferase 1, like a. Lineage: Eukaryota; Metazoa; Chordata; Actinopteri; Kurtiformes; Apogonidae. The record is from RefSeq and is a predicted model, not a curated record. The coding region runs from base 290 to 1525 and encodes 411 amino acids. Gene Ontology annotation, cellular component: membrane. The transcript is spliced from 4 exons. Gene Ontology annotation, molecular function: N-acetylgalactosaminide beta-1,3-galactosyltransferase activity.
AGCUUAGUCCGUGAUGCUGAAGAAUGUAAAUCCGUGCAGUAGAUUUCCUCUCACUAAUCAUCUUAUUUAGCGACGCAAAAAAAAAUCAGACGAUCCUUAAAAUGCAUCGACAGAAUGUGACCAACAUGUGACGAUAUGACUGACAGGUGUGUAACCGCGUUGUGUUUUUCUAACUGGGAUGAUUUUCGCUUAAGGAGUUGCAAGCAUAGCGUGUUCACAAAUGACUGACCCCCCCAGCUAAGUAGGCAUAUUGUAACUGGAGCAUCUCAGUACUGGGGACCGUGUCACCAUGAAGGGGCCCAUAUCCAGAUGGGCCUUCUCCCUGGGCUUCUUGGUGGGGGCCUGCAGCAUCUACUUUUUCCUGCGCCAGGUGUGGUUUGAGAGGAGCUUUUCUAUACUGUCAGAGGCUCAGGAAAGAGCCUCAGACACGAAUGUGGACAAACCGACCAACUGGAGGAAAGAUGGAGCUGCUCUCAUCAACCUGCUUCACCCUCAUCAUGCAGGUGAAGACAGCCUGGUGGCAGAUGCAUUGUACCAGAAGGUGCGGGUGCUGUGCUGGGUGAUGACAGGGCCGUAUAACCUGCAGAGCAGAGCCCAACACGUCAGGGCCACGUGGACUCAACACUGCAACAUGGUGGUGUUUAUGAGCUCUGUGGAGGAUCCAGACUUUCCCACUGUGGGCCUGGGCACUAAAGAGGGCCGUGACCAGCUGUACUGGAAGACCAUCCGAGCCUUUCAUUAUGUCUAUGAGCACCACAGCAAGGACGCAGACUGGUUCCUGAAGGCAGAUGAUGACACUUAUGUAAUAGUUGACAACCUGCGCUGGAUCCUGUCCAACCACACCCCUGAGGAGCCCAUCUACUAUGGCAAACGCUUCAAGCCUUACACCAAACAAGGUUACAUGAGCGGAGGGGCUGGAUAUGUGCUCAGUAAAGAAGCCCUCAGAAGAUUUGUGGAAGGAUUUCGGACCAAAGUUUGCACACACACCACCCCAGUAGAGGACCUGGCUCUGGGGCAGUGUUUAGAGAAGAUGGGGGUCCUGGCUGGGGACUCUAGAGACACUUUGCAGCGAGAAACAUUUCACCCAUUUGUGCCGGAACACCAUUUAACCGGCAAGUUCUCCAAGAGCUUCUGGUACUGGAGUUAUUGUUACUACCCGAUUGUUGAGGGUCCCCAGUGCUGCUCUGACCUGGCAGUAUCUUUUCAUUAUGUGGAAGCAGAGCUGAUGUACACACUGGAGUAUUACACCUACCACCUCAGAGCUUACGGUUACAGGCCACGGUACCGACCUCCGCUACGCAAGGGUUUCAGCCUCAGCCCACUCUCACACACAGCUGUGACGGCAGGACUCAAGGCACUUCAGGAGGUGACGGAGGGAAGGAGUCACAUGACUGCAGCCUUCUCCUUCACCGGAAACCAAACCAAAGCAAAGACAAGGCCAGAAAAAGAGGGGACGCUAACGAAUGAUCCAAAUCUACGUCACAUGGAGAACACAACAGCAGUCAUACAAAAACCGCAGCGCUGAUCCUUUUUUUUUUUUUUUUUAUUGGGAUUUUUGUCUUAUACUCCCACGGAGAAAGCAGACAAAGGAAAUCUAAAAUCUUUCUGAGGUUUUGGCUAAUUUCUUUUUUUCUUUCUUUUUUUUUUUUUUUUUUAAAUCAUACCAUGAUGCUGCACAAAAAGACACUUGGUCUUAAUGGAGGCCCAAAAAUUACAGCCACAGAAUUCCCCAACUGACAAUUUUUGUGUCAGUUAUCCAGUCUAAAAUCUUGACAGCUAUUUAAAGAAGCCUCCAAGCUGUUUAAAGACACAACUUAGUCAACUUAGUGUCUGUUAACUUUUGAUCCUCUAACAAUGUGAACAUAAAAUAAAGACUGAAUCAGAAAAAUUGUCUCUCUUGUUAUUCUGAAAUUCCACAUCAUAGAAUAGAGUAGCUGGGCUAAAUGAACAUGUAAACAAUUGACCACAACUGUGUAACAGGAUUUUAUUUUAAUUUCCAGAGAUGUUUAAGACAUGUAAAAUUAAGCAUUUUUUUAUCGAUUAAGUGGAUAUGUUUAGGAGGAAUCUAGGAAAAGAAUAUAUUGUGCACAGAAGCAAUUAGGAAAAAAAGUAAAUGAAGAAAUGGCAAUGAUUUUGUACAAUGUUUACAAAAAAA